Molecule: messenger RNA, 2109 nt
Organism: Styela clava
Lineage: Eukaryota; Metazoa; Chordata; Ascidiacea; Stolidobranchia; Styelidae
Biological process (GO): negative regulation of endopeptidase activity; negative regulation of membrane protein ectodomain proteolysis
Cellular component (GO): extracellular matrix
Molecular function (GO): protease binding; metalloendopeptidase inhibitor activity
Source: RefSeq, a predicted model, not a curated record
UAUAUAAGAGCAUAUUUGACCAGUUUGGGUCUCUGAAAAUGCAUUAUAGGUGUUGUUUGUUGUAAAAGUAUUCGGUCUUCAAUUUUUCGGAGGUCAGUUUUAUAAGCUCUUUUAUGUUCAUGUUUAUAUAUAAAAACACAUGAAGAAAUGUUUCAUGAACUAGUAUGCCGGAAAGCUGGGUGAACAAAUCGUAAUAUUAGAAAGUGAUAGCAUUUGUCUUAUAGACUUCAAAAUGGCCAGUGUCUUAGUGUUUGUCCUGGCAACUCUUUUGUGCUUUGAUGUGUACAAUAUGGUGAAUGCAUGUUCCUGCCAACCUGAACACCCGCAAAAUUUGUAUUGUAAAUCAGAAUUCGUAAUAAAGGCUCUAGUUGGCAAAGCAAGAUUGGUUGAACUUGGAAAUGACGGAAAAUACAGAAGAAUUCACAAACAUAAACCCGAUAAAGAAGAUUCAAGUGAAAGUUCGGGGUUUGCUGAUAAAAUAAGCCAUGAAACCGAGGAGAAUUCUGAAGUAAGUACAGUAAAUAUACUGAACGAAGAUGCAAAUGAAGAAUCAGACCCGAUGUUAGUUGUUGAACGUGUGUUGCCUUACCCUUUGACUAACGAAAAAGAGGAUGAUACAGAACCUGCAGCUGGCAUAUCUUCUGCAGCUGCCUUCAAGAGACGUAGAAGGGCGCGUACACCAGUACCAUAUACCAAGAGAACCGCUAUCCGAUUGAAAAAUAGACUUCUAAGAAACUUCUUACGGCACAGAUAUUUACCACCUGGUGCUCCGUCAAGGCAAGCAACUCCAGAGAAAAAACUGAUGAUGCAAUACAAAAUAUCGAUUGUGAAGACAUUCAAAGGACUAGAAAACGUAACUAAACAGCAACGUGCUUACAUGUAUACACCACCUCGUCCACUAUGUAAUAUGAGACUGACAACAAGUAGAUCUCCAUUUCUUUUAAUGGGGAAUAUGCAGGACGGAGUGAUGGUUAUUCGGGAAUGUGAUUACAAGAUUGACUUGUCAAAGCUUUCUGAAGGAGCAUCUAAGAAUUUGAUCAGAAAUAUGAGAUUCAGAUUUGGAGAUGGUUGCAAAAGUUGUCAUAUAAAAGUUUGUAACAUGGGAGGCUGUGGACCACUUAGUGACAGACAACCAUUUCAAUGUAAAUGGAGAGAGUGGUGGACAGUACAAACUCCGGGUGCAAGUCAGUUUGCCUGCGUACGCGGCAAGUCGGGGAAAUGUCAUUGGUACAAUAGUGGAAACAAACAUGCCAAACAAAGUGACAUAACAUUGUCUUACUCUCGUUAGAUGGCAGCAUGGAGUACACGAAUCAAAAACAAAACAUUUGUAAACAAUAUAUCCACUACAAAUAAAGCAACAAACUUGUUUUCAGUAUUCAUUGAGCAUUCCUUUUUUCGUUUUCUUAUCUUAAAGUUAUAUACGCACCACGCAUAUACUGUUCUCGCACCAGUCAUCUUUUAUGAAUUUUUUCACACUUUCAUUUAAAACAAAGUUCCAAACCUCCAGCCAUUGAUAAGGAGGCUGUCAUGUGUUCACAGAAUGUGAAUGAUGAUUGGGCAACCUAGGCGAUGUGGUGCACACGGGUGUAGUGUUCAACAAAUAGUGCAAACCCAGAAUUACCAAAUAUUACUAUUUACACAAAGAGUUAUUUUUUAAUGAGAUCAUAUACGCAACAGUUGCUACUGUAAUCCAGCACCCAUUUUUGUUUGGUUCAAAAUAAUAAAUUGCUUUUCGCGAUACAGAUUAGACUACCAAGACCAAAAAAGAUGUGCUUUUUAUGCCUAUUAGCGCUUUCCAAAUGGUCCAUCGGGAAAUUAACAAGCCAAUUAUUUUGGAAUUGUCAAUUUAAAUUCAAUCUUGUCGCUACCGUUCAAUUUUAAUUAUGUUAUCAUUCUAAUGAUGGACAUUUUACGACCAAACAGGGGCCGGACAACUUUCCAAAAUAAAAAUGGUAGUUUAAUUUGGGUCAAGCGUGAUCACGCAUAUUGUCUAAUGGCACAGAGAAUUCAUCGGAAUGUGUAAAUAGGUUUUUAUCUUGAUUUUGCUUUGUUGAUUUGAUACAGUGUUUAAUAAAAACAACAGUUGUAAUAAAAUCACAAUGUAGAGAA